Molecule: messenger RNA, 1910 nt
Organism: Coturnix japonica (Japanese quail)
Lineage: Eukaryota; Metazoa; Chordata; Aves; Galliformes; Phasianidae
Gene: GPR148
Product: G protein-coupled receptor 148
Biological process (GO): G protein-coupled receptor signaling pathway; detection of chemical stimulus involved in sensory perception of smell
Cellular component (GO): membrane
Molecular function (GO): olfactory receptor activity; odorant binding; G protein-coupled receptor activity
Source: RefSeq, a predicted model, not a curated record
AGAAGAUGAGCAUCUUCUGUGGGUCAGUAAUAAGGAUGAAUGCAUCCCUCCAGAGGCAGUCCAACGUCUCCUCAGAUUUGGAAGUUUCUUCAUAUUAUCUGCUGGAGGAGUGGACUCUCAACACACCAGACAAAAAUGUGAAGAUGUUUUUAAUCCCUCCCAUCGUCUGCCUCGUGGCAGGUGUCCUCAUCAUUCCUUCCAUCUUGUUUGUCAUCUUCUCUAGGUUCAACAUCCGCCAGGAGACAAGGUACAUGCUGCUGGGGAACGCUCUGCUGUGCGACCUGCUCUACCUCCUGCUCUACACCCUGUCAGCUGUUCUCAGUGCAGCACAUGUAAGCCUCCCAAAGGAAGCCUGCGUUCUCCAGUUGUUUUCUCUGGCCGUGGCUUACUGUGGAGGAUUGUUCACAGCUGCCGCGAUGGUUUUGGACACGUACAUAGCUAUUCUGUUUCCUCUGCGUUACCUCGUUAUUCUGCCUUCUUCACGAACAAGGAAAGUAAUUGUAUUGCUCUGGGUCUGUUCUGGGGCUCUCCCUGGGGUUUUCUUCCUGGUGCUAUCCAGAACUCACAGCUUUGUGCCCUGCGUCCUGGAGAUGUGUGCCAUUCCAGUCAUAAUAUUGCUAACUCUAGGAGGGACUGAUGCAGUGAAACUCAGUUUCUGGCUGUCUGCCAUGGUUAUUUUUCUCUUCCUGUCCCUAAUAUUCUGUUGCUACGGCAUCCUUUAUUUUAAAACCAGGAGAUCGGGUAUAUGGGAGAGCAUCUGCUCCAGAGCCAGCGUGACAUUCUUAAUGCAAAACACUGUGUUCUUCUUUUAUUUCUCUCCACUCUUGGUCCUGUUUGUGGAAUCGUUCUUGUAUGUUAACAUUAUCAUUGGACUGCAGACAUCAAUCUGGAUCUCCCUGACCAUCUGUAAUGUCCUGAUGAUUCUGCCUAAAGUUUUGUUCCCCUUUCUAUAUGGGCUUCGGUACAGGGAGAUCUCAGCAUCUCUCAGAUCCCUCAUCAGAAUUAAGCAUCUUCACGUGGUGUCACCCGCUCCAUUGCCAUCCUGAGGCAGCACAGCAGACAGCCACAUCCUUGCCUUGUCAGAGCAUAAACCUGGUGGCAAUCACUCAGCUUCUGUCAGAAGGCCACAGGUCUUUCAUCACAUCACAGCUGGGAUUGCAGCAGAUGCUGCCCGGUGAAGUUCCAAGCUUUGUUUUGGUGUCGGAGGAGACAGUCAGUCAAGGUCAUUUCCACCCUCCUGUGGCAAAUACCCUUCUGCGAAACAGAAAAUGAAAAACUAGACAGUGUGAAGCAGAGGGGUGCAAAGCAAAGGGGGUAACUGCAGCUCUUGAGAGAUCACCUGCAUGAGCAAGAUCCUUAAACAAGCAUGCUGAGAGCAGAAUCACUGGUCUUUUUUCCCCUUACAGUGUAUUCUUGCAAGGUUGGUAACUGACAUACUGCUCUGUAAAACCUUUGCAGGAAGGUGUCUCUGCAAACCACAGCACUAUGCUGCACAACAUGCUAUGCUUUAUCCUGUGUCUGCAUUAUGGGCUCUGCAUGACUGCCUGCCAAAUGCUGCCUUCCCAUAGAGCUGGGCUGCUGGGCAGUCUGGGGGGCAAUAAGGGACACUGGGUGGGCACCUAUUAGCUAAAGCAGCUGCUCGUGGAGUUGCAGGCUAAAAAUUUCCCUUCAAAGAGAAGUGAUGUUAUUUUCAGUCUAACUGAAAUUACCCCAGAGAUCUGUUUUGUAGCAUGUUCUGCAAACUGCUGUGUCAGCACAGCUGAGGGGAGAUAUAUCUCGUUGUGCAGGUGGGAAUGAGCAGGGAAGUGGUGGGGGCUGUUCUGUGAAGGGACCUUCUUGUGUGAGAGCAUCAUGAAGCUGAAGUUGUUGCAAGUGAAUAAACCUUCUUGCAUGUUUGUUUUGCUCAUGGC